Messenger RNA from Grammomys surdaster, 2415 nucleotides. RefSeq names its product sterol carrier protein 2 (gene Scp2). Gene Ontology annotation, molecular function: acyltransferase activity, transferring groups other than amino-acyl groups. The coding region runs from base 53 to 1504 and encodes 483 amino acids. NCBI's taxonomy places the organism in Eukaryota, Metazoa, Chordata, Mammalia, Rodentia, Muridae. The record is from RefSeq and is a predicted model, not a curated record. The transcript is spliced from 14 exons.
CUUGGUUCAGCAAACCCUCAGUCUGUAGAGGAACUUGUUUGCUGUUGUAGCCAUGCCUUCCGUUGCGUUGAAGUCUCCGCGCCUGCGCCGGGUGUUCGUGGUCGGCGUUGGUAUGACCAAGUUCAUGAAGCCUGGAGGUGAGAAUUCAAGAGAUUAUCCUGAUCUGGCAAGGGAAGCAGGCCAGAAGGCAUUGGCAGACGCACAGAUCCCUUACUCCGCAGUGGAGCAAGCAUGUGUUGGCUAUGUGUACGGUGACUCCACUUGUGGGCAGAGGGCUAUCUAUCACAGUUUGGGACUGACUGGCAUUCCUGUUAUUAAUGUCAACAAUAACUGUUCUACUGGUUCGACUGCUUUGUUUAUGGCCCAGCAACUGAUUCAAGGAGGAACAAAAGUUGAACACUUUGCAAAAAUUGGAUGGAAAAAUCAUAAACACUCAGUUAAUAACCCGUAUUCCCAGUUCCAAGAUGAAUACAGCUUAGAUGAAAUAAUGAAAUCAAAACCAGUUUUCGAUUUUCUGACUGUCUUACAGUGCUGUCCCACCUCAGAUGGCGCUGCAGCAGCAGUUCUGUCUAGUGAGGAGUUUGUGCAGAAGUAUGGCCUGCAGUCCAAAGCUGUGGAAAUUGUGGCACAGGAGAUGAUGACCGACCUGCCCAGUACAUUUGAAGAAAACAGUAUUAUUAAACUGGUCGGCUAUGAUAUGAGUAAGGAAGCUGCCAGGAAGUGCUAUGAGAAGUCCGGUCUGAGGCCCAGCGAUGUCGACGUGAUAGAGCUUCACGAUUGCUUCUCUGCCAACGAACUCCUGACUUACGAAGCCCUGGGGCUCUGUCCAGAAGGACAAGGUGGAGCCCUGGUGGACAGAGGGGACAACACUUAUGGAGGAAAGUGGGUCAUAAACCCUAGUGGAGGCCUUAUCUCAAAGGGACACCCACUGGGCGCCACAGGUCUGGCUCAGUGCGCGGAGCUCUGCUGGCAUCUGAGAGGCGAAGCCGGAAAGAGGCAGGUUCCCGGGGCAAAGGUGGCUCUGCAGCACAAUUUAGGCCUCGGUGGCGCUGUGGUUGUCACCCUCUACAGGAUGGGUUUUCCCGAAGCUACCAGCUCCUUCAGAACGCACCAGGUUUCCGCUGCUCCCACCAGCUCUGCAGGGGAUGGAUUCAAGGCAGAUCUCGUCUUUAAGGAGAUUGAGAAGAAGCUGGAAGAGGAAGGGGAACAGUUCGUGAAGAAAAUCGGUGGCAUUUUUGCCUUCAAAGUGAAAGAUGGCCCUGGGGGCAAAGAAGCUACCUGGGUUGUGGAUGUGAAGAACGGCAAAGGAUCGGUGCUUCCCAAUUCAGAUAAGAAGGCUGACUGCACGAUCACCAUGGCUGACUCAGACCUGCUGGCUUUGAUGACUGGUAAAAUGAACCCUCAGUCGGCCUUCUUUCAAGGUAAACUGAAAAUUGCUGGUAACAUGGGCCUGGCCAUGAAGCUGCAGAGCCUUCAGCUUCAGCCGGGCAAAGCUAAGCUGUGAGGAGUCCCUUUGGCAACCUCAGGACAUCAAGAUGAGAUGUGUAGAUCUGUAGAAAUCCACGUCUCGUUGUCAGGACUUACACUGACACUUCCCGAAUAGCAUGAGAUAGAUUUGUUGCUGAGUGGGUGUGGCCAAUUGUAUUUCCCCCAAGCUGGGGGUACAAAGGGCCUCCCAGCCUGCGCUGCUGCUUUGAGGACUUGCAUACUACUGUGCUUGAUGAAGCUACUAUGUCAAUGAUGGUUUGGGGUAAACUUGAGUUUCAGAAUAAAAUUCAGAAUAGUAAAAUCUAAAGACUGUGUAAACAAAGCCCUUGUUUUGCUUAGAAGUAUAUUUAAGGAUCAUUGUGUUGGACACUCAGUGCAACAUUUCCCCUUAGGGGGACUGGAGAAGAAACCGAUUUCCAUAGUUGACCAGAAAUUAGUGUCUCACACUUAAUUACCUGUAUCAGUUUCUCACUAAUAGUUCUUAAAAUACAAUUCUGUACUAAGAGUUUAAAAAAAAAACUUUAAAAAUGUUCAUUUCAUGCCAUCAGAAACAGUUCUUUUCUUCCCAAAUAAAAUACAAGAAUUAUGGUCAGAGCUUAAGAGAGAAUUUACAGCUGAAUAGAGCUGGUUUUAAAAUAUUUUUUAAAUGGACAUCUUUUUUAAAAUCAGAGCAUUGGAGCCAUUGGAUGCCAUUACUAAAAAUAAUUGAAUAAAGUUUCUUCUAGAGAUACAGGCUUCAAAUUAUAGUUUCAUAUUAAUAAAUUUAUAAACUGAGUCUCACAAAUUUCCUUUUUCAUACAGUUGGUUGUCUGCAUUUAUCUUUCUCCCUAGUUUUUCUAAUUCUAAUGCUGUUUGUUUUCAUUUAGGUUUGGGAUAAAAAUAUGCUUUUGAAAGAUUUAAAAAGAAAAUUAAAACAGCUCUUCCUGA